This is a messenger RNA of Apodemus sylvaticus (European woodmouse), 1369 nucleotides long. RefSeq names its product DnaJ heat shock protein family (Hsp40) member C9 (gene Dnajc9). Gene Ontology annotation, molecular function: heat shock protein binding. NCBI's taxonomy places the organism in Eukaryota, Metazoa, Chordata, Mammalia, Rodentia, Muridae. The transcript is spliced from 5 exons. Gene Ontology annotation, cellular component: nucleus; cytoplasm. The record is from RefSeq and is a predicted model, not a curated record. Bases 93 to 869 code for a protein of 258 amino acids.
AGGCGCCCAGAGCUAUUUGGGCGGGAAAAGACGGCGGGCGGAGCGGCUGUGGCUAGGGCUUCGCGCAGUUCGCGGGGCAGCCUCUUCCCGGCAUGGGGCUGCUGGAGCUGUGCGAGCAGGUGUUUGGCACCGCCGACCUCUACCAGGUGCUGGGCGUGCGGCGCGAGGCUUCCGACGGCGAGGUCCGACGCGGCUACCACAAGGUGUCCCUGCAAGUGCACCCCGACCGAGUAGAGGAGGACCAGAAAGAGGACGCCACCCGCCGCUUCCAGAUCUUGGGAAGAGUCUACGCGGUUCUGAGUGACAAGGAACAGAAAGCAGUGUACGAUGAACAGGGGACAGUGGACGAAGACUCUGCUGGCCUCAACCAAGACCGGGACUGGGAUGCAUAUUGGAGAUUACUCUUUAAAAAGAUAUCGCUAGAGGAUAUUCAAGCUUUUGAAAAGACAUACAAAGGUUCAGAAGAAGAACUAAACGAUAUUAAGCAAGCCUAUCUGGACUUCAAGGGCGACAUGGAUCAGAUCAUGGAGUCUGUGCUUUGUGUACAAUACACAGAUGAACCCAGGAUAAGAAACAUCAUUCAAAAAGCUAUUGAUGCCAAAGAGGUUCCAUCCUACAAUGCCUUCGUUAAGGAGUCUAAACAAAAGAUGAAUGCAAGGAAAAGAAGGGCUCAGGAAGAGGCUAAAGAAGCAGAGUUGAGCCGAAAGGAGCUGGGGCUGGAAGAAGGAGUGGACAACCUGAAAGCACUCAUCCAGAGCAGACAAAAGGAUCGGCAAAAGGAAAUGGACAAUUUUCUGGCACAAAUGGAAGCAAAAUACUGCAAACCUUCCAAAGGAGGGAAAAGAACACUCAAGAAGGAAAAGAAAUAAUGGAGUUUUUCUCUUCAUGGGCCCUUAUAUGUCGGAGGUAUGGUGUAGACAAGGUGAUGACAGCCGCUGAGAGAAGUUGUCUGUCCUGCCUAAGCCAAGCAGGCUUCAUCAGCCCGAUCUUAGUAGUUUCUAGAAUUCACCUAACACUGUGUGAGGGCUUCAUGUGAAAGAUGUGCAGUGGUGAUGGUUGGGAGGGGUGGGUUUGCUGGGUCUUAUGCCCAAAAAUCUAUUUACAAUAUUGGUUUCUGUGGACUGCUUUUGCUGAUGUGCAUGCACUGAAGAGAGAUACUCUAUCUAUGGAGAACACCCCCAGAGAACACUUGUGGAAUAGCUUCUUCUAAAUAAAUGCCAGCGUGCUUUGGUCUUAAUCCUACACAGAUCUUUUCUUGUUCUACCAUUGGAUUUUGUUUUCUGUCCUUGCAGUAAGAGACAUGGGCAUUCAUAUUAUUGCAAACUUUUUCAUAAGAUUGUAUAUGGCUAAAUAAAGAAAAAAUGACAAA